AACAUUUCUUGGACGAUCUGUCUUGCACGUGCCCCCCAACAGAUCGCCGCGUUCGUCCCAAGCCCUUCAACCGUCUUCUACCUUCCUUCUCCCAUUUCUUUGCCCUCGACCAAACUUUGACAAAAUGACUGGUCCGGUGAACGCAGACCUCUACUCGGACGUCAAGAUUGCCAUUAUUGGCGGAUCGGGGCUUUAUCACUUGGACAAUUUGAAGGUUCUCGGCGAGAUUAACCCGGAGACUCCUUGGGGACAUCCGAGCGACAAAAUCAUUAUUUCCGAGACGCCCGACGGCCACAAGAUUGCCUUUCUCGCCCGACACGGUCGUGGGCACUUUUUGAAUCCGAGCGAAGUGCCUGCGCGAGCAAACAUUGCCGCCCUCAAGCACAUUGGCGUAGAGGUUAUCCUCGCAUUCUCCGCUGUCGGCUCCCUCCGCGAAGAGAUCAAGCCCAGGGACUUUGUUCUGCCAUCUCAAAUUGUGGAUAGGACAAAGGGCAUUCGACCCUCAACUUAUUUCGAGAAUGGUGUAACAGCCCAUGUUGGAUUUGCUGAUCCUUUUGAUAAAGAAUUGUCGGACAUUAUCUUCGCCCAGGGUAACGUUUGCGAAGGGGUGACAUUCCACACGAAUAAAACCCUUGUCUGCAUGGAAGGACCAGCCUUUUCCACUCGCGCAGAGUCACAUAUGUACCGGUCGUGGGGAUGCGAUAUUAUUAACAUGUCUGUACUCCCUGAAGCAAAGCUGGCUAGAGAGGCUGAAAUUGGAUACCAAAUGGUCUGUAUGUCAACCGACUACGAUUGUUGGAAGGAAACGGAGGAAGCCGUCUCCGUGGAGGCCGUCAUUGCGAACUUGGGUGCAAACUCGGAUAACGCAAAGAAGCUACUCUUGGCAGUCAUCCCAGCUGUGACCAAGGCUUUGGACGCAGGAGAGCUCAAAAGUGUGGCGGCGUUGCAAGGUGCGAACAAGUACGCUGUCAUUACCUCUAAAGAAAAGCGCAACGCGGAGCAACUGAAGAAAUUGGAGUAUCUUCUCCCUGGCUAUUUUAUUUGAUUGUCUAGUGUAGAGUGAUUAUGUAGAUUCGAUAGAGGCAGCUACCCUUCGAUCGAAGCUAGAUGACUUUUACUUUCAUCGUCAUAAGAAUCAUUGUAAUAUUAACUUUUACCGUUUGGAUUGCCUCAACAUAAAGGCCAAAGAGAAUCUUGACUGGAAAGACUUUGUGCCUCCCAUGGGACUUGACAAUAAUGCCACCCGCACAAACAACAUCUGUAAAUUACAAACCUUUUGAUCGAAUGACCAUAUAAUAAAGAAUCC
Molecule: messenger RNA, 1306 nt
Organism: Spizellomyces punctatus DAOM BR117
Lineage: Eukaryota; Fungi; Chytridiomycota; Chytridiomycetes; Spizellomycetales; Spizellomycetaceae
Product: methylthioadenosine phosphorylase
Exons: 1
Coding region: 125-1045 (306 amino acids)
Biological process (GO): nucleoside metabolic process
Cellular component (GO): cytosol
Molecular function (GO): S-methyl-5-thioadenosine phosphorylase activity
Source: RefSeq, a predicted model, not a curated record